This is a messenger RNA of Desarmillaria tabescens, 1119 nucleotides long. RefSeq names its product mitogen-activated protein kinase HOG1. Lineage: Eukaryota; Fungi; Basidiomycota; Agaricomycetes; Agaricales; Physalacriaceae. Gene Ontology annotation, biological process: cellular response to oxidative stress; protein phosphorylation; osmosensory signaling pathway. The transcript has 13 exons. The record is from RefSeq and is a predicted model, not a curated record. Gene Ontology annotation, cellular component: nucleus; cytoplasm. Gene Ontology annotation, molecular function: ATP binding; MAP kinase activity. Bases 1 to 1119 code for a protein of 372 amino acids.
AUGUCCUUUGUUAAGCUUUCAAUCUUCGGGACUUCCUUUGAGGUUACUACCCGUUAUGUCGACUUGCAGCCCGUUGGAAUGGGUGCAUUUGGGCUGGUCUGUUCUGCCAAGGAUCAGCUUACAGGGUCAUCCGUGGCGAUAAAAAAGAUAAUGAAGCCGUUCAGUACGCCCGUGUUGAGCAAGAGGACCUAUCGAGAAUUGAAACUCUUAAAGCACAUCCAGCACGAGAACAUCAUCAGCCUGAGCGAUGUUUUCAUUUCUCCCCUUGAAGAUUUAUAUUUCGUGACGGAGCUUUUAGGCACCGAUCUUCAUCGACUACUAACCUCACGGCCCUUGGAGAAGCAGUUUAUCCAAUAUUUCCUGUACCAGAUUCUCCGUGGCCUUAAGUACGUGCAUUCUGCCGGUGUGGUCCAUCGAGACCUCAAACCAAGUAAUAUCCUCGUGAACGAGAACUGUGACCUCAAGGCAUUUAUCUCACGGCUUCUACCAAUUCAAGACCCUCAAAUGACGGGCUACGUGUCUACUCGGUACUAUCGGGCUCCUGAGAUAAUGUUGACUUGGCAAAAGUACGACGUUGCGGUCGACAUCUGGAGUACAGGGUGUAUUUUUGCAGAGAUGCUGGAAGGAAAGCCGCUGUUCCCGGGGAAGGAUCACGUGAACCAAUUCUCGAUUAUCACAGAGCUUCUUGGGACCCCUCCCGAUGAUGUCAUUGAAACUAUCGCCAGUGAAAACACACUGCGAUUUGUACAGAGCCUACCCAAGCGAGAACGAGUACCCUUCAGCUCGAAGCUCAGAACGACAGAUCCAGAUGCUAUUGACCUUCUCGAAAAAAUGCUUGUCUUCGACCCGCGAAAACGGAUAGACGCGACUGAGUCGUUGGCUCACGAAUACGUCGCGCCUUACCAUGACCCUAGUGAUGAGCCCGUAGCAGCAGACAAGUUCGACUGGAGUUUCAAUGACGCCGACCUACCAGUUGAUACAUGGAAAGUCAUGAUGUACGCUGAAAUUUUAGAUUUCCAUCAAGUCCCGGACUCCGGCCCUUCAGGUGUACCGGAAGGCGCGUUAGCAGGACCAGACGUUCCGAUACCAACAGGGGAGGCUUCUACCGCAACGGAUUAA